GCGUUUCUAAUAACGAGUUUAUCAUUGAGCAAUGUGACAUUUUGGUGACUCAAAGUAAAGGUAAAACAUGUGGUUGAACCUUUCAACUUUGAUUUUUUUUUCUUUUUUUUUUUUUGGGUUUUUUGUGGGCUCAAUUUGGCCAUUUACAAAAUUUAAUCUAUUUGCUCUAAUAUGCGAAUGCGUACAGUGGAUCAUUGCAUCAUGCCUUUCUGUUGUUGUGUUUGAAAAAAAAUUUAAGGAAAUUUAAAUAAUAACGACUUAGACAUGUAUACUGUGAAUUUUAAUACAAGUGCAGUCGAGAACGCAUCAAAUAUAAAGCAUAUAUUACGUAAUCUUAUAUUUGUACUUAGAUUCAGAAAACUUCCCAAAUAGUAUCGCAAAACUGAAAGAAGACCAACAUUUCUUGCGAUUCGGCAAACAUUACAACGUCAUUUUAUUUUAUUGACAUAAAUGUGCUUUUUUUUUUUUGUCUGCAAAUAUUUGCUUUUAAUAUAUCAUAAAAUCAUAUAAGUAAAAUUUAAAGAAAAACUUGCAAGUGGAAUGAAUGGGACAAGUUCAGUAAUGCCCAAUACCCUCAAACGGUUAACAUUCAUUGGUGAUGGGAUAUUCCAUUAAAAAAUCUAAGUUAUGAAAAUAAGAUUUUCAUAAAAAAAAAAAAAAUAAAAAUAAAAAAUAUGAAAAAUAUAAAAAAAAAAUAUAUAUUAACAAAAAUGCAAAGGGGAAAAUAGAUUGUUUACUUAAAUGAGAAAAUGUACAGUGUACGUGUACGUUAGUAACCGUAAAUCUUCUUAACUAACACUUGCAUGUUUCAUACUGUGCGGCGUACAAGCCAUAUACGUAAUUGUAUGCGCUUAUGUUCAGAUUCCCUUCAAAUCGAAAGACCUUUUGGCUAAUUGUACUGCCUCGUUUAAAUACGUACUGUACCUAAUAAUAAUAAUAAUAAUAAUAAUAAUAAUAACAAAUCAUGGAACACAAAAAUGCAGCACUGCCUAACACAGUUACAACGGGGACAUAUUUUUCCUAUAGUAUUCCAGGCUUGGAUAUUACUCCGGGACCUUUUAUUUACACCUUAGUGAGUCAAUUUUUAAGUAUGAUCACACCCACAGAACUGCCUUUCGGACAAAUAAGGCAACUGUUGCACACAAAUCUCACAAUCAUAGAGUUCGCAACAAACGCAAUAAAAAUUGAAUCUGGAUUUAUAGUUUUAAUGAGCAUAUUCACAAUUCUGGCUCUUGUACCGUUCAUAGCCACCUGUGCAUGGUGUUGCAGUCGUCGGACGCCAGACGAUGAUUUUGAAUUUAAUCGUCAUAUGCCAAUAAUUAUUGACAAUUCUUUAGAAACAUCACUUCAAUGUCGUAGGAAAGCCUCUAUAAUCACGUUAUGGAUUUGUUUCUUGCUAUUAGCUGUAUGCGAUCUAAGUAUAUUUUAUGCCAAUAGCCGUUUGGCUACUACGAUUGAAAUGACACCGGAAAUGGUUAAGUCCACCAUACAUGAUGUGGAAGUCUUUCUGAAGGACACGCACUUGCAAAUAAAACAUAAACUUGAUAACGGUUUUCAUGUUUCCAUCGAAAAAGUUGUUAAAGACUUGGAAGAUGUUGAUGUACUCCUUGGCGAACCAAUCCAAGCGGAAAUUUCAGCACACACAGGAAUCGAGCUUGCGUACGAUUCUUUAGCGACAAUUACAUUAGCGAACGCUGAGUUGAUUUACAGGGUGCUUAUGCUACAAGAGACAGUAGGACGAGCCUUGAAAUUGUCACAGGAAGCCGCGGUACGUAUGGAAGAACUUCAAAUUCAAUUGUCAGUUUUGCAGCGACAGUGCACGUACCGAGAUCGUCCGCUCUGUGAUACACUGCGCAUACGUAGCUUUGAGGAAAACGGUCUUAUAGAUGCUUUAAAAACGUUACAAGAAGAUCAAACCAUAUUUCGUAUGCGUUAUUUGGGUGAAAUCGAAUUUGGAUCAACUAUACGGAAUUUGUCCUCAGAAGUCGGAAUGUCACGUUCAAUAUUUGGAAAUUUUCCUCAGCAAGUAAAACAUGACACAGCAUACGAGAGAAAUUAUACCUUGGAACAAUUGGAAAGCAUUCGUUUUCGCACGACUGCAAAUGCUCAGAUGUUGACUGCAACUAUAAAUGCGCUUUUAGAGCGUUUGCAGGGAAUCUGGGAACGUUUAUUCCCUUCAUACCUCAGACUACAGGAAUGGUCAAAUAUUUAUUGGACCAUUGGUUGGGUGACGGCGUUAGUGAUCAUUUGGAUUGUUCUAUUCAUGUUGAUGUCGUAUUGUUGUUUUUUAUGCGAUGCAAAUGUCAAAGCCGGUAUCGUCCUAUUUAUUGCCGUUAUUAUCGUAUGCAUCAGCAGCAUUUGCAUAACACUAUAUGGUGUUGUAUCUCUGGCUAUAGGUGGUAACGCUGAAGUGUUUCUUUGUCGUCCGUUGUAUGACGACAACAAUGAUAUCAAUAAAAUGGUCAUGAGUGCCCUGCCAGAUAAUGACAAUCACAAAGCGUACGACAUGCUGAGUAAGUUAUUCGACAAACCCGGCUACGUUUAUGCAGACGAGCCGCAAACUAGCAUUAUUGGCGAGUUACUACGGCCAGCUGGUGUGAACCAUUCCGUUGUAAACGUUAGUCUGGCUACAACUUUGAGAGGUUGUGAAAAAAAUGAGCCGUCAUAUAAUGUGUUUCAAUUGGACGCGUUCGUUAACACAACAGCCAUAUCGAAUUUGAAGCAAUUUCCCAAGGUUACAAAGGCUAUUGAUUCGAUUGAAGUUUCUGAGCGCACAUUGCUAUCGCUAACACAGACAAUACAAAACAUUUUAGAGAGUAUGCUGCAAAUAUCUUCCUUUAAUUUAACUGCCUAUCGCGCUACCAUCGGUUCUCCGACACCGGAAAAGGACUUAGCAACGUUUAUUGAGCAAAUGCAAAGGGUCGCGCUACAGAUUCAAGAUGUGGCAACAUCGUCACGCAUGACCACGCUUGGUAGUCGUUCGAAGCGUUUGCAGGCAUCCAUAUUACAACCACUGGAGCAGCAACAAAACGAGAUUUUGUAUCACUUAACAGCACUAGAAUUACAAAGAGAUCCGUGGGCUAAACAAGUUAAUCAGACAAUGAACCAUCUGCGCAAUGUUCAAGAGUAUUUAGAAAAGACAGUCGGUGAAAUUUGCCACAAUCAAACGCGAAUUUAUACUGAACGAUUAAAAACAUAUCUAACCAACAGUAAGGCUACUAUGUCAUCGCAAUUGGGCGAUACGACAGCUAAAUGUCGGCCUUUCUUCGACAUAUUUGAUGCCAACCGUAUAUUUAUUUGUCGGAAUGCGGUUGAUUUCAUUAAUGCUUUAUGGUUCUGUACGUUCCUGGCACUUCUUCUAUGGUCCAUUGGUACGCCAGUGGGAUUGAAUAUGAUCACAUUGCAGAGAAAAAUGAAUUCCCUUAAAAAGGCAAAAAUGUGUGCAGUUCAAAGGGCGGCUGAACGAAGGGAUUCACCGAGAGAUACCGGACGAGGGCGAAGAAAAGAAAGAGACUCCAGCUCGUCCAGGGAUAGAAGCACAAGCAGUGCUGGACGACAAAGACCACAAUUAAGACGUUCCGCUACAGAGGAAACUCUCGAUAUAGCCGAAGAACCAUCGUCAAGUCGAGGUCAGCCUGAACGGCAUCAGCGUGAAAGAGAGAAAUCGAGAGAGAGAGAUCGAGAUCGUGAAAUAAGUAGAGAGCGGGAUAGAGAAGGAGAUCGUCAAGGCCGUUCACGUGAGGCAUAUCGUCGCAACCUAGCGUAUCAAGGCGCUCGGCCAGAAGAUAGGUGGGGUUCCUCUGGACCUAGACGUGGCACAUCCCAUGAGCCCGAGAGUAGUCAGUCAAAAGUCGUAAUAAGAAGUAAUAGCAUGCAACAGCAGCAACAGCAACGACAACCAAAUUUAAAAACGAAACCUCCUUUACGUAAGCAGGGCACCGAAGAAUCGGAAUUAGAACAGGAACAAGAUUGGCAGUCUUCCCCAUCGCAGACUAGCCGAUUCAGACGUAAAGAACGGCAACCGACAACAUCUGAAACACCUAGUCCAACAACACCUAUUAAAAUUAGACGUUCUAUGACCCCUGUUUUACACACAAGACCAGAUGCACAACCAGCUCAACCUUUGCCGAGGACACCGACACGUUUGAAAAAUCGCGUUUCUUUAACUACAAGAGCUGUAGCCCAAAUAACCAAAGUCAAACAUACCAGAACUAAAGGACUACAACGUACUGGCACCGAGGAGUACGAUUUAAAUGAAAGUGAAUCAUACGGAACAUCCAGGUCGAAAACCGCAGCGUUAGAAACUGCCCGCAAAACUCCGCCGCGCUCAGCACCCCCACCGCCACCGCUUCCAACAAGCAGAUUUCCCGCCUCCCAACGAACUGUCCGUUGGAAUACGGACGACGACGAAGAAGAUUUAGUUUUUGAAGCAUGUAAUUAAUCAAUACCACGCUUGCACGAAACCCCAUUCA
Molecule: messenger RNA, 4472 nt
Organism: Glossina fuscipes
Lineage: Eukaryota; Metazoa; Arthropoda; Insecta; Diptera; Glossinidae
Gene: prom
Product: prominin-2
Exons: 18
Coding region: 965-4441 (1158 amino acids)
Cellular component (GO): membrane
Source: RefSeq, a predicted model, not a curated record